GAUCCACGUUCGACGAUGUUGAUGAUGAUAACGAUGUGCUGCGGAGAACGUCGGCGGUGGCGAUGCUGGUUGCAGAUCCGUUCACCAAGCGACCUGUGCCCUGCAUCCCUUGGCAACGAUGAUGCUGCCUCUUUAACAUUGCGACCGCAGACUGACUCCCGUGUGUUAGCCUCAAUACAUUUCUGUGCGCGUGUGUAUUCUGUGCUUCGUCAGGAAGUAGCAAACGUGUGAUAGUGGUAUCUGGGCAUGCUUAGCCGGCUCACUGUCACCUCAGCUUGGAAAAGAAGUUUCGCGUCGCCCACGCCGCCGUCCUUCACCGCGACCUAUUUCUCCAGCCGAGCGAUCACCCGCCUUCCUUGUACUUCCUCAUUCUUUUAUCGCACCUACACUGUCUCCAAUCGACUAUACACAUCCACACCCAUGGAACAAAAUGGCGCGCACAGCAAGCGCAAGCAGCCGCCCACCCCCAGCGCCGAGCGCCCGUUGAAACAAAUCAAGGCCGAGACAGAUGCGCACAUUCGCAACGGAGUCACGACGUCGCCCACACCAGAGAUGGACGUAGACGAUGCGCGCAGUGACGUCAGCAUCGACUCGAUGCCCGUUCUACCUGUUGCUGGCGCGGUGCACGAUACGGCUGAGUGGCAGAAGACGAUCGAGGGCGUUGUGAAAAGCGUCGUGUCGAUCCACUUCUGCCAGACGUGCUCGUUCGAUACAGACCCAGCCAUCGCCUCAGAGGCGACUGGGUUCGUCGUGGAUGCUGAGAAAGGCUACAUCAUGACGAACAGGCACGUUGUCGGCGCCGGACCGUUCAUCGGAUACUGCAUUUUUGACAAUCACGAGGAAUGCGACGUCUAUCCCGUCUACCGCGAUCCCGUGCACGACUUCGGUAUCCUGCGCUUCGAUCCCUCCAAGAUCAAGUACAUGCCCCUCACCGCGCUACAACUGAAACCAGACCUCGCCAAGGUUGGAGUGGAGAUUCGCGUAGUGGGUAACGAUGCUGGAGAGAAACUCAGUAUCUUGUCCGGUGUCAUUAGUCGACUGGACCGCAAUGCGCCUGAGUACGGCGAGGGCUACUCCGAUUUCAACACGAACUAUAUCCAAGCUGCUGCCGCUGCAAGUGGUGGAAGUUCUGGCAGUCCUGUUGUGAACAGGGACGGCUAUGCUGUCGCACUGCAGGCUGGUGGCCGGUCAGACGGCGCCGCUACCGACUACUUCCUACCACUCGAUCGUCCACUGCGCGCGCUCGAGCUCGUUCGCCAGGGCAAUGCCGUAUCUCGAGGCACCAUACAGACACAGUGGAUACUGAAGCCAUUCGAUGAGUGCAGAAGACUGGGCCUGUCGGCAGACGUGGAGGAGGCCGUCCGUACCCAAUUCCCCAAGGAGACGGGCAUGCUUGUUGCCGAGGUCGUGCUUCCGCAAGGGCCUGCCUCUGGCAAGGUUGAAGAGGGCGAUCUUCUGACGCAUGUGAACGGCCAGCUCCUCACCCAAUUCGUUCGUCUAGAUGCGAUUCUAGACGACAAUGUCGACAAGCAAAUUUCGAUUACGAUCCAGCGCGCCGGCGAGAACAUGAACGUCGAUCUGAACGUUGGUGAUCUACACGCCAUCACCCCAGACAGAUUCGUAUCAGUGGCUGGCGCCUCAUUCCACGACCUGUCCUACCAGCAAGCUCGCCUAUAUGCCAUCUCACUCAAGGAUGCAGGUGUCUACGUGUGCGAAGCCGCUGGCUCAUUCCGAUUCGCCGAUGGCUACGCAUCGGGGUGGUUGAUCCAAGAAGUGGACAACCAACCCACGCCAAACCUCGACGCUUUCAUCGAAGUCAUGCGCAAGAUCCCCGAUCGCAAGCGCGUCGUCAUCAUGUAUAAGCAUCUUCGUGAUCUGCAUACUGUUAACACAAGUAUCACAGCCAUCGACAGACACUGGCACGCAAAGAUCAGGAUCGCUACGCGCAAUGAUGCCACAGGGCUGUGGGACUUCAAGCCGCUAGCUGAUCCUGUUCCUGCGAUCCCGCCAGUGCCGCGCCGCGCCAAUUUCGUCAAGAUGAACUCGCAGUACCCUGAAGCAGUCGACAUCGUUCGCAGUCUUGUUCGAGUACAUGUAUCUAUGCCAAUCAAGCUUGAUGGUUUCCCCAAGAUGAACAAGCAAGGCUAUGGUAUUGUAGUUGAUGCCGAGCAGGGCCUUGUCCUUGUCUCGCGGGCGAUUCUGCCGUACGAUCUUUGCGACAUCUCAUUGAUCAUCGCGGACAGUAUCUUCAUUGACGCCAAGGUUGUAUUCAUGCACCCAUUGCAAAACUACGCUAUUGUCAAGUAUGAUCCCUCGUUGGUGCAAGCCUCAGUCAAGACGCCCAAGUUCUCCACGGAGUUCAUCAAGAAGGGUGACGAGACCAUCUUCUUCGGCAUGAACCAGAAUUUCCGCCCUGUUGUAACAAAGACUGUUGUAACAGACAUCACCACCGUUGCAAUUCCUGCCAGCGCCAUCACACCUCGUUACCGCGCGACAAACUUUGAUGCCAUCACAGUAGACACCAACCAAGCCUCCCACAGUGGCUCAGGUGUUUUGAUUGCCGAAGACGGUACAGUGCAGGCUCUCUGGCUCUCCUAUCUUGGUGAGCGGACAUCGCACAGCGGUAAGGACGUUGAGUACCAUCUAGGUCUCGCGACACCCAACCUACUCCCCGUCCUCAACGAAAUCAGAGGCGGCAAGACCCCCAAACUGCGCAUCCUCAAUGUCGAGUUCCAGACUGUUCAGAUGAGCCAGGCACGCGUCAUGGGUGUAUCAGAAGAGUGGAUUGAGAAGACAGAACACGCGGAUCCAGAGCGACACCAGCUCUUCAUGGUGCGCAAGGUCGACUCUGGUCACGGCGAUGGUCUCCAGGAGGGCGAUGUCGUCCUCACACUCAAUGGCAAGCUCGUCACACGGAGCCCCGAUCUCGAUGUCAUGUACACCAAUGAGUUCCUCGAUGCUGUCGUGGUGCGCAAGCGCAACGAGAUGUCUAUCAAGGUCUUAACCGUCCCCACUGAAGACCUCGAGACAGAUCGCCUCGUCAGCUUCUGCGGCGCUACGUUCCACCGUCCUCACCAGGCCGUCAGGCAGCAGAUCAGCAAGGUGCAUUCAGAUGUCUACAUCUCGUCUCGCGCCCGUGGGUCGCCGGCGUACAUGUAUGGCCUCGCACCAACGAAUUUCUUAACCCAUGUCAACAACAAACCCACUCCAGACCUAGACUCGUUCCUCGAAGCCGUCAAAGAGAUUAAGGACAACGAAUACUUCCGACUAAAGGUCAUGACAUUUGACAACGUACCUUGGGUUGCGACAAUGAAAAAGAACGAACACUACUUCCCGACUAUCGAGUACGUGAAGGACAAGGGCGAGGAACUCGGGUGGCGGAAGAUUAUCCAUGAGUGCGACGACGGUGGUAUGAGGGAAGAGGCUCUUGAUGGGGGCGAAGCUGAGGCUGCAGAGGGCGAUGCAUGUGAAGAGUAAAAGCCGCGUCAUUUUGCAUUGUAUCAUAAACCAAGCAUCAGAAUAAAGCCCUAGGGCCAACCUUAUUUCAAAGCAACCUAUUG
Molecule: messenger RNA, 3560 nt
Organism: Boeremia exigua
Lineage: Eukaryota; Fungi; Ascomycota; Dothideomycetes; Pleosporales; Didymellaceae
Product: nuclear serine protease-like protein HtrA2/Nma111
Exons: 3
Coding region: 247-3477 (1076 amino acids)
Biological process (GO): proteolysis
Molecular function (GO): protein binding; serine-type endopeptidase activity
Source: RefSeq, a predicted model, not a curated record